UGGAUUGUAAUAUAAUGUGAUUAACUUUUGAGGGAGAAAGAGAGAGAGAUUAUAUAUAGCUAUUAAUUAAUAUGGGGGAAGCAAAUAAGGGAGUGGUGAAACAUGUGUUCAUAUUGAAAAUGAAAGAAGGAUUAUCAAAUGACCAAAUUGAACAAAUGAACAAGGAUUAUGCCAAUCUCGUUAAUCUAGUUCCAUCCAUGAAAGCCCUACAAUGGGGAAAAUUAGAGGUGAAUAAUAAGCUUGGAAAUGGAGGGUACACUCAUAUAUUUGAGUCUACAUUUGAGAGUAUGGAAGGUGUAGCUGAGUAUGCAGAUCAUCCUGCUCAUCUUCACUUAAGAAAUUUGUAUUUUCACACCCUUGACAAAUUUCUAGUUUUUGACUACAAACCAACCAUAGUUUUACCUAAUUCCUCUUAAUCAUCAUCAUUACCCAAAACAUUAUUCUCUUUCAUUGGACUUAUGCUAUUAAUUAUUAAUAAUAUAUCUCAUAUAUAAA
Cannabis sativa is the source of this 495-nucleotide messenger RNA. Its product is annotated as stress-response A/B barrel domain-containing protein HS1-like. The transcript is spliced from 2 exons. The record is from RefSeq and is a predicted model, not a curated record. Bases 72 to 416 code for a protein of 114 amino acids. Lineage: Eukaryota; Viridiplantae; Streptophyta; Magnoliopsida; Rosales; Cannabaceae. Gene Ontology annotation, biological process: pollen tube adhesion.